Molecule: messenger RNA, 744 nt
Organism: Alternaria ethzedia
Lineage: Eukaryota; Fungi; Ascomycota; Dothideomycetes; Pleosporales; Pleosporaceae
Exons: 2
Coding region: 1-744 (247 amino acids)
Source: RefSeq, a predicted model, not a curated record
AUGGCAUCCCGCAAGCCUAAGCAGACUGCGACCGUCGCCAAGAGUAGGAAGGCUUCUACCGGCGCAGGAGUAGCGAAGCGCAGUUAUAAGAAGGUUCGCUUCCAUGAGAAUGGCUUGCUCAACGUUGAGACAAAGACGGGAAAGUACCUUCAGAUCGCGAGGCAGAACCAGCGAAACUCCCCGUUAUUGCGGUUGCCAGCAGAGAUCCGCCACUUGAUCUUCGGAUAUGUACUCGGUGGCAAGACAUUUGUCAUCGACCACUACGUCAAUCAAGACAUUGCAAAGAACAGAACGCUCUUGAAGAACGCUCUUGCCUUGCUCGUGGUCUGCCGCCAGGUCUUUGCUGAAUCUGCCUUGCUACCAUUCAGCUCGAACACUUUCUCAGCUCUCCACCCCCAAACUCUCAACAUGUGGAUCAGAGACCUCCCCCCACCUUUCGCUCAUGCUAUCACUUCCGUACGACUUCAUCCUCGCAUAGAAUUGUCUCUUCAGGAGAGCUGGUACGACACGCAAAGCGGAAUACCACGAUUGCAGAUCUUCCUAGGUCGUGAAGAUAAGCGACUGUCUUCAUCUUUAACCUCUCUCAAGAACGUACAGCUUGCUGUAAUCAUGUGGAUAAGAGGCCCAAGGAAAGAUAACGAGAAGCUGCAAGAACACGGUUGGCAGUUCAUAAAAGGUCUGUAUGAGGCAGAGAACAGCGAGGUCAAAUUCACCAGAAGUAGGAGACCGCUCUUGUUCUUCUAG